AUUUUUUAAAACUAAUAACAUUUACGUAUUUACAGAAAUGGUUACGAUAAAAGUAUUGAGAAAAGAUAUCGCAAAAUCAAAAGUUAAUAAAAAACGAGGCACCACAACUAACUACUCAAUCGUAACAAGCAUGGAAGAAAAUCAACAGUAUGGCAAUGUCGAAUAUGGCGAAAAUAUCUCUAUUAAAUCUGAAGCUGAUAACGAUCACGAUCACGAUAACGAUGACGAUGACCUAGUGUGUACAAAGAACUUGGCAGAACGUUCGUCUAUUCUCAAAAUCAAAUCUUUCAUGACGGAAAAAGAUGCUAUUUUGAGAUUUAUUCCGGGCCAACGUGGCAAGCAACUUUUGUUAUAUAAAAAUUUUACAUUUGCUAAAAACAAUGUCUGUGGUAAUGCAACUUAUUGGAACUGUCGGAGUCGGCGACUCGGCAUGAAGCCAUGCAAAGCGCGUAUAACCACUUUUGAACAACCGAAUGGAUUACAUAAAGUUUGUCUCACAAAACCGCAACAUAAUCACGAACCCUCACCAAGAAUAUUGAAAAAAAUUGAAAAAAUCUAACUAUUCAAUAAAUGUUAAUUU
Molecule: messenger RNA, 580 nt
Organism: Teleopsis dalmanni
Lineage: Eukaryota; Metazoa; Arthropoda; Insecta; Diptera; Diopsidae
Exons: 1
Coding region: 38-559 (173 amino acids)
Source: RefSeq, a predicted model, not a curated record